UUUUAGGUGAAUUAUUGGGACUGAAUGGAAGAGCAGAGGAAAUUGAGGGUUUUGUGCCUGCAUGGGUUUUAUAGUAAUGUUGAUGUGAUGAAGGUCCAGAUUGAUUAUUAUCGACGUAUUUUUGGAGAUUUUGUGCAGUUUGAAUAUGUAAAUGGGCCGGUUCGGAUUUCAGAGGAUAUUGUUGUGGAUCCAAUUGUUGCGAAAAUGUUUCAAGGACCGUUUUAUGGGUGGUUUGAUAUGAGAAAGCUUGGGACCGGUCAAGAGAAGGAGUCUUUUGAGGAAUCUUAUGAGAUUCUUUAUAAAUAUAUAGAGGAAAAUGGACCUUAUGAUGGAAUCUUUGCAUUUUCACAAGCUUGCAUGUUUGCAAGGUGUCUGGUGAAGGGGAAAGAUAUUGGCUUCAGCACAUUGACUCAUCCAUUCAAAUUCAUGAUUCUUGCAGCAGCUAGGCUGCCAAAGACCUUCCCACACAAAGAUGAAAUCACAUAUAAUUUCUCUAUACCGGUUUUGAAUAUAUUUGAUGAGAAUGAUACUUAUAAUGAAGGAUUUGCACUAGACUACUGCACCAAAGGAGAGUCAACGCUGAUCAAGCAUCACAAGGGCCACAGAGUUCCAAGAUUGAUCGAUGGAGACAUGAAAGUCUUCAUUGAUUUCAUCAACACUCAAUAUUUCAGAAAGUUUGGAGAUGAAAUGAAGCUAUCUUAUGAGAUAGAUAAAGAGUUCCUCAAUGAAUACAUGGAGCAAAAGACUUCAGCUAAACCAAAGAAAUCAAAGAUAUAGAAUUUAUUUCACUAAGAUCUUGAUCUUAAGCUUUUUCAGUCUUA
Messenger RNA from Moneuplotes crassus, 821 nucleotides. Lineage: Eukaryota; Ciliophora; Spirotrichea; Euplotida; Euplotidae. The record is from the annotation of a GenBank genome assembly.